UUCCAAAAAAAUUUGAACCGAACAAAUAAUACAAAUUUUAAAAUUCUGGCAAAAAUAGAGAAUAGAAAAGAGAUAGCAGCGAUUCUUACUCAUCCCCAAUUGUUGCGUGUGAGGCGGUGGUGAGUACGCAGACAUAAUCUGGAAUGGAAGCGACGAAGGUAGUAACAGUGAAAGCAAUGGAAGCAACUCCGUUAACUUUCAAAGACUACGGCCAGGUCGUCGAGGCUUCGCCGGACGGCGAUGAAUUUGGUCCACACGACGCUCAACUCGACCUUACCCAUGGAACUCCCAGCUUAUGUAUUUGAUAGGUUCUACAUUAUGCAUCUUGAGAAUCGCCCGCUCAAGUUUUCUAGUAUUACACAUCAUGCAAGCGUGACUCAGUGCCUCGGAUCUGUUGGUGGGCAUGCCUGGUAUCUUGGAGUGGCAAAGUCAUCCAUUGUUGAUUCAAAUGAAACAAAGGAUGACACGGGCAAGAAGAUUGUGCAGUCCCGUUGCGGUCAUUCAUACGUGCCUCCUGACAUUGAUGGUGUCCAAGUUUUCAAGGUUUCAGGUUCCAAAUUUCUUAAGCUUAACCGAGGAACGUGGCAUGCUGGCCCUCUAUUUAAGGCAGAUGCAAUGGACUUCUACAAUCUAGAGUUGAGCAAUACAAACGUGAUUGAUCAUACCCAACACAACUUUAAGGACAAUGGAGUGGUCUUUUUAGUUGAGGAGUAACUUCAGAAUUUUAUCUAGUUUCCAGCAUUUCAACUAUUUCUGUAUAUUGUUGGUCAAUAAAUGACAAAUGUCAUUUGUAUAUAAUUUCUGGGAAGUUCAGCGUUCUG
Vigna unguiculata (cowpea) is the source of this 821-nucleotide messenger RNA. RefSeq lists its product as uncharacterized. The record is from RefSeq and is a predicted model, not a curated record. NCBI's taxonomy places the organism in Eukaryota, Viridiplantae, Streptophyta, Magnoliopsida, Fabales, Fabaceae. Gene Ontology annotation, molecular function: ureidoglycolate hydrolase activity.